This is a messenger RNA of Oncorhynchus gorbuscha (pink salmon), 1230 nucleotides long. Its product is annotated as deoxyribose-phosphate aldolase-like. The coding region runs from base 70 to 321 and encodes 83 amino acids. Gene Ontology annotation, cellular component: cytoplasm. The transcript has 3 exons. The record is from RefSeq and is a predicted model, not a curated record. Gene Ontology annotation, biological process: carbohydrate catabolic process; deoxyribonucleotide catabolic process. Gene Ontology annotation, molecular function: deoxyribose-phosphate aldolase activity. NCBI's taxonomy places the organism in Eukaryota, Metazoa, Chordata, Actinopteri, Salmoniformes, Salmonidae.
GGGUCGGACUUCAUCAAGACGUCAACAGGGAAGGAGUCUGUCAACGCUACCUACCCUGUCGCCAUAGUGAUGGUCAGAGCCAUCCGGGACUACUUCCUGAAGACUGGACAUAAGGUUGGUUUUAAGCCUGCUGGUGGGAUCCGUACAGCCAAGGAGUCGUUGGUGUGGCUGACUCUGAUGAAGGAAGAGCUGGGAGACGAGUGGCUGAGCCCUCGCCUCUUUAGACUGGGGGCUAGUAGCCUGCUGGCUGACAUAGAGAGACAGAUCUACCAUCACGUGACUGGUCGCUACGCAGCCUAUCACCAGAUGCCCAUGGCCUGAAACCACGGUUACCAUUUCCAAAGUGACCAAUUCCGAAACCUCACCCGAACCAGCCUAUCGCUGUGCAAGAUACCUCUGUUGUUGGACUUGGAGAGAGAGCCUGAUGUUUUACUGUGUACCAGACAUGCAGUACUACUGGUAUAUCUGUCAUUUUACUUUGUACAGUACUACUGGUAUAUCUGUCAUUUUACUGUGUACAGUACUACUGGUAUAUCUGUCAUUUUACUGUGUACAGUACUACUGGUAUAUCUGUCAUUUUACUGUGUACAGUACUACUGGUAUAUCUGUCAUUUUACUGUGUACAGUACUACUGGUAUAUCUGUCAUUUUACUGUGUACAGUACUACUGGUAUAUCUGACAUUUUACUGUGUACCAGACAUACAGUACUACUGGUAUAUCUGGCAUUUUACUGUGUACAGUACUACUGGUAUAUCUGGCAUUUUACUGUGUACAGUACUACUGGUAUAUCUGACAUUUUACUGUGUACAGUACUACUGGUAUAUCUGUCAUUUUACUGUGUACCAGACAUGCAGUACUACUGGUAUAUCUGUCAUUUUACUGUGUACAGUACAGUACUACUGGUAUAUCUGACAUUUUACUGUGUACAGUACAACUGGUAUAUCUGUCAUUUUACUGUGUACAGUACUACUGGUAUAUCUGACAUUUUACUCUGUACAGUACUACUGGUAUAUCUGUCAUUUUACUGUGUACAGUACUACUGGUAUAUCUGUCAUUUUACUGUGUACCAGACAUGCAGUACUACUGGUAUAUAUGUCAUUUUACUGUGUACAGUACAGUACUACUGGUAUAUCUGGCAUUUUACUGUGUACAGUACUACUGGUAUAUCUGUCAUUUUACUGUGUACAGUACUACUGGUAUAUCUGACAUUUUACUGUGUACAGUACUACU